GGCCAUUUGUUUUGCUCGGAUGUGUUAUUUUCAAUCGGUGUGAGUCAUUCGAUGUUCAAGUAUGUGUUAUUGCGUCGCAACCGGUCACAACAAAAUGAACAUUUUGCAUCGUGGUUGUCGUGAAAAAAAAUUCCAGUUUCAAAACAUAAAUCAGAGAAUAAGUAGUAGUAAUUCCCCUACUCUCAUUGUGCUAAUAGUAAUUUAAAAGUUGAACAUUUUUUACCAACAAUGUCGGUUUGAUCCUGUUCGUUUGUGUUUAUUUUGUUGUACAAUGUGAAAUCUGGAAUGAAUGAAGAAGCUGAAGAAGAAGGGAAAGAGAGAGAGACCGAGAGCGAGUGAGUGAGCAGUUUGUGUUUGUCGAGCGGUGUGCAAAAUGGAAUUUCAAGUUUCUGUGUAACGACCAAGAGCCGGAAAGAAUGAACGAACGACAGUGAAAAAAAAACACGAAAGAAAAAAAAACAGAUUCGACAGCUUGGCUCGAAGAUAAUGUGUAAGACAAUUCGCAUUGAAAAUGAUGCAAAGUACAUAGCAAAAGGAAGGAGAAUUGCAAAGGAUUUUCCAUCUAUUGGCCAUUGUUUUAAUGAGACACACACACACACACACUUUUUGGUGAGGUGAUACUAUUUCGGGCAUAGUGCAGUUUGUGCACACGUUUAUUGUUUUUUUUUUGUGUUCUACUUCGCCAGUUCAGCCUCUGUGCAAACAAUUUACAGGAAUAUUAUGUAUGCAAUUCGGCAUAUGAGUGUGUGUCUUUAAAAUAGAAAAAAAAAACGAAAUUCAGCCUGAAUAUUGACUGAAAAAUAUUACGCUAUUAUUUGGCCACUUAAUGUUUACUCCAACGAAACAAGGCUGAAAUUUGUCAGUGUUGUGUCUUGUGUUCGAAUGUGCUCAUAGCUUUCUUUAAGUCUCGCGCGCCCGCGUUCGCUCUCUUUUUGUUUCCAUUUCAGUUGUUUCAUGAAAGUCGAAAAUUGCUGAACCAAUAUUUUAGUUAAAUUUACCGAACCGUAGUGCCUUUAACAAUCGAGUUGAGUGCAAAAAUUGAUGUGUGUAUUAUUUUUUGGUCUCUGUUUUUGAUACAAGAGUUUGACCAAAAAAAAAAGAGAAAAAGAACAAAGUGGGAAGGAAAGAAAACGUUAUUCACGGUGCGAUCACGGCACUGUUGUUUGUAAUUUGUUUGCAGUUAGUGACGAUUCAAGUGAUCUUGUUGACAUCGAAAGCAAUUGACAGUCGAAACGAAAAACAAAUCGUUUGUAUGUCAUCAUUACCACAAUCUAAGGCCCCAACGACAACAACAUUUGCAACAACAACGAACGCCAUCAAUUGACACAUAAUAGCCUCAAAAUAAAGAACGAACAAGCGAUACGAUCAUUGGUGCCGACAUCAUUUAUUGGAAAUUAUUCGAUUUGCGUGCAUUGCCAAAUAGACAAACAAACCAAAAACAAUUGCAAACUCUCUAUCGCAUCAAAGUAGAAUAAGGAACAGAUAUAUCCACUCUAUUUUACUCGCGAUCGCAUAAUGCAAUAGCGCACAAUUGAUUUCAAUUAUAAUAGUGUGGUGGCGAGAGAGUGGAGAGAGAGAGACAGAAAAGCAACAGCAUCAACAACGAUAAUAAAUCUCAACUAUUGCGGAAUAUGUAUACAUAUCGAAUGUGUGAAUUGGUUUUCGAAGUGCAAGUUUCUUUGUUCACACUUUGGAAUCGGGAUAUCGCUAGCUGCUGUGAAUAUAUAUCUCGUGUUUAACUCACUAUACCGACAUUGAGCAUACGCUGAGUGUGUGUAUAUGCACAGAGGGAACUAUGACAACUGUCACUGCCUUGUAUAGCGCAAAGUCAUAGCAAACGUGCGGUGUGUGUACAUGUAUUUUCUACAAUUUCGAUUCGAUUCGAAACAAUAACACCACAGUGCACCUGUAACCAGUGUGAUUGGCUCGGUGUGUGUGUCCGGAGAGCAAAGAACGAGAUACCAAAGUGUGUGUGUUUCGGAUUGAGCAUCUCUCUCUCUCUCUCUCUCGAUCUGUGUGUGUUGUCUCGAUGUUCAAGUUUGUGUUAUUGCGUCGUUGAACAUGUUGUAUCGUGUUUGCCGUGAAAAAAAUUCCAGUUCAAAACAUAAAUCUAAAAGUUCGAAAUAAUACAGGAAACAUACGCAACAAUGUCAGACUCAAGAAAAAGGCCACACAAUUUCAAUCAAUGGUUGGUCACUUCCAACAGUUGCUCGGACAAUUCCGAUUUGGAAUUAAUAUCGGUCACUGAUAUCAGUGAAGUGUUAAACACAAAUGAAAACGUCACAAAUUCUGAAGUAAACCGUGAGUCGAAUGAAUCGAACGAGAUGCCAAGCGAAAUUAAAUCAACCAGUACUCAAAUCCCAAAUUCUUCGUCUACAACUGCUCCACGCAAGUGUUACGAUCAAGUAAAUUCUGGUUCAAGUCACACCAAGGCCAGCACAAGUUCAGCGCCAAAAUCGAAUCUGAAAAAUGUUGCAUCACAAGGUCAACGUGCGCAAGUCGAAUCGACAAAAGAGUCGGCUAAAUCGAACGAGAAACGAAUUCAAAUUGGCUCAAAAAGGAAGCAUGAUGAAUCGGACGAUGCAAGUAAGAAGGCAAAGAAUAAAACAGUGAAUCGUGGCUUGGGUACAAUGAACGAGAAACGAAUUCAAAUUGGCUCAAAAGAGAAGCAUAAGGAUUCGGAUGAUGCAAGCAAGAAGGCAAAGAGGCAAGGUGGCUCAAGUAUAAUGAACGGGGAACAAAAUCGGCGUGGUUCGAAUGAAGCAAGUGAUCAUGGUGAACAGAAUUUUGAGUUCGAAGAUUCAGUCCUUGAUUUUGACGAUAUGUCUGCAAUUGGAAUAGACAAAUUGCUCGCAACGUGGAAUACAAAGAGCGAAUCUACGUUGGAAAUUGUGUCUUGCUACGAAGACUUCAGACUGAGUGAUCGAAACCAAAGUGUAUACACUGCAAAGUGUAAGUUCUGUGAUGGAAGCGCCGCGCCGAAAUCAUUCAUGAAAGGAAAUAAUUCAAAUCUCAGAUCUCAUCUGAAAAAAGUACACAAGUCAGAAUGGGACGCUAUUGUUGCAAAGCUCGAGGGUAAAAAGGAAGCAAAGCUGAUUGAACAGCAGAAGCUGCCUCCAGAUAAGAAGACACAAAUUGAAAAUGCAAUAGUCGAGUUUGUAGUGAAAGAACGGCUUCCGAUAUCCAAAAUGGAUAGCGUUCAUUUACAGAAAUUAAUCGAUGUCUGUUUGGACCGGGGCAAAAGGAAUGCAAACAGUAAAAAGGAUACAUAUUUGUCGGGUAGGAAAGGCAGAGCAAGAAUUACGGCAUUGGCUGCUGAGCACAAAGCUGAAUUGGUUGAAACAUUCAAAUCAGUCGAUUACCUCAGUGCAACAUCGGAUGUAUGGUCGCGAUCAAAUAAGUCCUUCUUGGCAGUCAGCGUGCACUAUUACACGAAAAAUAUGGAGCUGAAAACGUCCUUCAUAGCGUGUGAAUUGUUUGAAGGUCGUCAUACGAACGACAAAGUCGCCGCCAAACUGAAUGAAAUAUUCAAACGGUUCGGGAUAUUGGAGAAAGUGUUUUUUGUGACCACAGAUGGAGCGGGGGAAUAUACUGCCGCAUUUAAAAACUACGGCGACAAUUACCGAUCAAUUGAAUUGCUCAACAGUUACCAAGAUCUUGAAUGGUUCGGUGGAACAGCUGCACGUUCAUCUGAUUCUGAUGAUGAGGACAAUAGCGACUCGGAGCCUGAGGAUGAAUUUGUUCAUCGUAUAGACAGUAGAACCGAUCAAAUGUCGGCUGAUAUUCAAGCGGAAUUCCAAGUGCACCGAAUUUUUGAAGAUCGAGGUGACGACACUGAACUCCCAUUGCUGCGAAAUAUGAACAGAAUCGCCUGUUCUGCUCACAUGCUUGACAAAAUUGGCAAAAAUGAUUCACUAAAGGCAAAAACUGAUCCGACAUAUGACAGCAUUUUUGAACGUGUGUUCGCAAAGCUGAAAACGAUCUGGGACCUGAAAAAUUCACGCCUAUCCUCCGAAAUAUUCACGCAUUACACGCAACGAAAAUUGGUGGGACCUCAUCGUAUUCGAUGGAUGUGCACGUACGAUGCUAUUGUAAACAUACGUUCUAUUGAGCGAACAAAGUUGGAGAACUUUUGUGACGAAUUGCAAAUCUCCAAAUUCGAUGACGAUGAGUACAUUUUUCUAGAAGAAUAUAUUGAAGUGAUAAAACCCGUGGCGGCAGCACUUAAAACAUUGGAAGCAAACAAAUAUACUUCUGGUAUCUAUUUACCGAUUCUGGUUGGCCUUCGUAGCGCAUUGAAUAAUUUGCAUGAGCAAAAUCUAAUGCAUUGCCAACCUCUGAUCGAAGCUGUUGAAGCCGGAUUCGAACGAAGAUUCGGCAAUUUGAUGCUCAUUUACAAUGCCAGAAGUGUACCUCUAUACAUUGCUAUGGUGUCAAAUCCUCGAUUCAAGCUGAAUUUUCUUGGAUACAAACAAAGAGUCCCUAGGCACAUUAUUGAGAAAGUUCGGAGCAUGCUCGUGAGCGCGGCACAAGAAAUCAGAAAGCAGAGGAGCGAAAAGGAAGAGGAAAGACAACACGGCAAUUCAACACAGCAGCCAGUUGUUGGAAACAAUGCGCUAGCACCUG
This is a messenger RNA of Sitodiplosis mosellana (orange wheat blossom midge), 4626 nucleotides long. RefSeq lists its product as uncharacterized. The record is from RefSeq and is a predicted model, not a curated record. The annotation marks the transcript as partial. The transcript has 10 exons. Lineage: Eukaryota; Metazoa; Arthropoda; Insecta; Diptera; Cecidomyiidae.